This is a messenger RNA of Nematolebias whitei (Rio pearlfish), 1829 nucleotides long. It is a transcript of the gene prf1.5, whose product is annotated as perforin 1.5. The record is from RefSeq and is a predicted model, not a curated record. The transcript is spliced from 5 exons. The coding region runs from base 258 to 1829 and encodes 523 amino acids. Gene Ontology annotation, biological process: immune response. Gene Ontology annotation, cellular component: membrane attack complex. NCBI's taxonomy places the organism in Eukaryota, Metazoa, Chordata, Actinopteri, Cyprinodontiformes, Rivulidae.
CAAACUAAAGAGAGCACACUGCAGGCUUUCAGCACAGCCCAGCAUGCUAAAGCUCUUUUAGAUGUGAAUUAAUUCCCAUCUGGAUCAAGACUUCAGUCCGUUUUCACCUUCUUCGUUUUACAGCCAGCUGUACCAUUUAUGGGCAAUGUAAACAGAAGGAUUUAAAUCCAAGACCGGGAGAAAAUACAGGAAAACAACUGCUUGAAAGGCUGUGGAGAGGACAUCUCGAGGACAAAAGGCAGAGGAAAGAGGUUGCCAUGGAAGCAGCAGGAUACCAGCAGAGAAAUGUUGUCCUGUUUAUAGUGACAUUUCUAGUUUCCCCAGUGGUCCAUGGGGUACUGGGCUGUCGAAUUGGCACUGGUUCAGAGUGUGAGAAAGCUCCUUUUGUCCCAGGCCACAACCUGGCUGGGGAAGGGUUUGACGUGGUGCGACUGCGUCGAACAGGAGCAUAUGUGAUCAAUGUCAAAUCUCAUCUGGGCGACAACCAUACCUGUACACUGUGUCCAAACAGAUUCCAGAACGGACAGAUUCAGAAACUCCCAGCUGCAGUGCUCGACUGGCGUCCUUUAAGCCGCUGCAGCAAACAGCUGUCUAGUGCGCUACACCACUCUGUGGACUCUCUGCUGCGCAGCUCCAACUCGCUGGUCAACAACAACUGGGGUUUGGGCUUGAACCUUAACAACAUCGGCCAGGCCGUGCUAGGAGGAAGCCGCUCAGACUUGGCCAAGUUUGCUCGCUCGCAGCACAGUGUGGACAAAGCUACUUUUGCCAUUCAUGAAAUCAGUUGCUCUUACUAUAGCUACAGGCUGGCUGAUCAUCCACAGCUGAGUGCGGAGUUCACAAAGCAUCUAAAAAGGCUCCCACAGAGUUUGAACACGGUCCAGAACAGAGCCCUGUACAGGCGGCUCAUAGACACUUACGGGACACAUUAUAUACACCAGGUCCAGCUCGGAGGUAAAGUAAAGCGAAUCACUGCCUUCAGGACCUGCCUGGCCACACUGAAGGGCUUCUCAGAGUCCGAGAUUAAAAACUGUCUUAACCUUGAACUCCGUAUGGCUCUGGGUUUUCUCCCUUCCAAUGCAUCUUUCUCCAACAAGUGUGACAACCUCCUGAAGGGCAACAUGAGCAUGGGCUUCUAUCAGGGCUUUAUGACACAUAAGAUUGAGGUAAUUGGAGGGGAGCGAUAUUUCCCUGACAUCCUUUACCAGCAAGACCCAUUGGAAGCCUACCACAGUUGGAUAAACAGUCUCCAUGACAACCCUGAUGUGGUUUCUUACGCCAUCUUCCCUCUGCAUCAUCUGGUGGAGGACACACAGAUCAGUGCUAACCUGAGGAGCGUGGUCACAGAGUAUAUACAAGAGAACCAGCUGAAAGAGGAGCAGCGCAGUCUGAAAAACUGUUCCCCGACUUCCAACCUGGACCAUAACUGCUGUCCUUUAAGAGCCGGCAGAGGAACUCUAAAACUGGAAAUCCACAAAGCUGCAGGGCUGAGGGCCGACACCUUCACAAAAACAGAUGCAUAUGUGAAAAUCUUCUACGGUGGGAUGUAUGAGGAGACGGAGACCGUGAUGGACAACAAUGACCCAGUGUGGAACGCCACGUAUGAUUUUGGCUCAGUGGAGAUGGGCCGAGAGUUGAGGUUUGAAGUCUGGGAUAGGGAUGUGCUUUAUAACGACAUGGCAGGGAUAUGUGUCGUCUAUCCUGAAAGGGGAACUCAUUCCUUAAGCUGUCAGCUCCGAAAAGGAGUUCUCUAUUUCACCUACUUUAUUACAUGUGAUGCUCAUUUGACAGGGUUCAGAUGUGGACGAUACUCUCCAAAUGCUGAGUAA